CAUUGAUGCGUUCUCCGCAGUCAGAGCUGACUGACUGUACCGCUGUCUCUCGCUCUCUCUCUCCCUCUUUUCUCUCGGCGACUGUUCACUUCUGGCUCCAGCGGCGGCUUUCUCUUCACAGGUGGACCACCUCCUCUACUUGCCUGCCUUGUCCUCGAGCAUCGUCCGGACCACAGACACACAAUGACGGAGGCGGAGGCGUUGGAGAAGAAGCAGCAACAGCACAAGUCCAGCAACGGCAGUGUUCCUCCUCCCGAACCGCUGUCCCCGCUGUCUCUUCCCUCUGAGGCCACCAGAGAAGACACGUUCGACCACACGUACAGGGAGAAGGAGGGCCCCAAACCGGCCACCGAAAUCGUGUGGAGAAAUGUUGUCCUGAUGACUCUGUUGCAUUUAGGUGCCCUGUACGGCGUCUGCCUCAUCCCCUCAGCAUCUCCUCUGACCUUGCUCUGGUCCGUACUUUGUUUUUUGAUAAGUGCUUUAGGAGUCACUGCGGGAGCUCAUCGCCUUUGGAGCCACAGAUCGUACAAGGCCUCAGUGCCACUAAAGAUUUUCCUUGGUGCUGCGAACUCCAUGGCUUUUCAGAAUGAUAUCUUUGAAUGGGCUCGGGACCACAGGGUUCACCACAAAUAUUCCGAGACGGACGCGGACCCCCACAACGCCGUCCGAGGCUUCUUCUUCUCUCACAUCGGCUGGCUGCUCGUGCGCAAACACCCCGACGUCAUUGACAAAGGACGCAAGCUGGAGCUCAGCGACCUGUAUGCCGACAAAGUUGUGAUGUUUCAGAGGAAGUAUUACAAGCCGUCAGUGCUGCUCGUGUGCUUUUUAAUCCCCAUGUUUGUGCCUUGGUACCUGUGGGGGGAGUCUCUGUGGGUGGCCUACUACAUCCCGGCCCUGCUGAGGUACACCAUGGUCCUGAACGCCACCUGGCUCGUGAACAGCGCUGCACACAUGUGGGGAAACAAGCCCUAUGACAAGAACAUCAACCCGAGGGAAAACAAGUUUGUCACAUUCAGCGCUAUAGGUGAAGGGUUUCACAACUACCACCACACGUUCCCCUAUGACUAUUCAACAAGUGAGUUUGGCUGCAAGAUGAACCUCACCACUUGCUUCAUCGACCUCAUGUGCCUCUUGGGCCUGGCCAAGGACUGCAAGCGGGUGUCCCGCGAGCUGGUGCUGGCCCGAGUACAGCGCACGGGAGACGGGAGUCACAGGAGUGGCUAAGAUUGGCGAGGUGCGGUUAGCUUCAAGACGAAAAACAACAGAAAAGAAGAAGAAGCUUCACAGUCUUUGACAGCUAUACAUUUCUCAUCCUCGGGAUGACAGUCAGCUUCAUGAGGGCCUUGACCACAUUUUUGCUUGUUUUUUGUGGUUUUCGUAGCUGUAACUAAACAAAUUGUUCAAGAUGGAUAUUUAAAAAAAAAAAAAAAAAAAGAGUUAAAAAAAAAGAAAAGAAGAAGAAACAUUUUGCAGAGCUCUUGGCCUCCAGUUUCUAUUGUUCAGUCAGGCCAAGGUCUCGCAAAGAUGCUUCAGAUUUCAUAUAGUUUUACAUCUUAAAGGUCAACUUCAUCUCUGUUGUUUUGCCACUUUGGUGUGCAUUUCUUCAUGCAAGACCAGUCAUGUAGCCAAUCAAUUUUUAUGUAAGUAUUACUCAAUUAUUAAUCAAAUAGUGGAGAACUAAAAAAAAAACAUAGUAACAGUGGUUUAACUGAUGGGGGUGAGGCGCUGAUUGGAGGCUGUUGCCUUUUUUUGCAGUUUACAGCAGGUUUUGAGCUGUAAGAUCUGUGAACGGUAAAAAACAGAGUUUGAUGAUGUAGCUGGAGUUUAUGGAAUAUGAAAUAUGGCACGUGGUGGAAGAGUAAGGGAACCUAGACCAACCACGUUCACCGAGUCAUGCAGCCUGGUUGUCUCUCGUGGAAAACAGAACUUAGAAAAAGGACAUAAUGGAUAACAUAAGGGACACGUUAGCCC
Molecule: messenger RNA, 1971 nt
Organism: Solea solea (common sole)
Lineage: Eukaryota; Metazoa; Chordata; Actinopteri; Pleuronectiformes; Soleidae
Gene: scd
Product: stearoyl-CoA desaturase (delta-9-desaturase)
Exons: 6
Coding region: 184-1224 (346 amino acids)
Biological process (GO): response to fatty acid; unsaturated fatty acid biosynthetic process
Cellular component (GO): endoplasmic reticulum membrane
Molecular function (GO): palmitoyl-CoA 9-desaturase activity; stearoyl-CoA 9-desaturase activity; iron ion binding
Source: RefSeq, a predicted model, not a curated record